GGCGGGGGCGGGCGGCGGCGCCGAGGGGAGGAGACCAGCCCAUGGACCCGCGGGGCCCGGCGCCCCAGACGCUGCGCCGCCGGGACCGAGCCCAAGAUGUCGGCCUAGGCCGGGGCGCGACGACGCGGACGGGGCAGCGACGAGGGGCCGCGGCUGCCGAGGCUUGCGGCCGCCGGGACGCUGAGGGCUCGCCCUGACGGACUGGCCGAGCGGGCGGCGAGAGGCCGGCGCGUUGGGAGCGGGCCGCGCGGCACCAUGUCGGCCAAGGUGCGGCUCAAGAAGCUGGAGCAGCUGCUCCUGGACGGACCCUGGCGCAACGAGAGCGCCCUGAGCGUGGAGACGCUGCUCGACGUGCUCGUCUGCCUGUACACCGAGUGUAGCCACUCGGCCCUGCGCCGCGACAAGUAUGUGGCCGAGUUCCUCGAGUGGGCUAAACCAUUUACACAACUGGUGAAGGAAAUGCAACUUCAUCGAGAAGACUUCGAAAUAAUUAAAGUAAUCGGAAGAGGUGCUUUUGGUGAGGUUGCUGUUGUCAAAAUGAAGAACACUGAACGCAUAUAUGCCAUGAAAAUCCUCAACAAGUGGGAGAUGCUUAAAAGAGCAGAGACGGCUUGUUUCCGGGAAGAACGCGACGUGCUGGUGAAUGGGGACUGUCAGUGGAUCACCACGCUGCACUAUGCCUUUCAGGAUGAAAAUUACCUGUACUUAGUCAUGGAUUAUUACGUGGGUGGUGAUUUACUGACCCUGCUCAGUAAAUUUGAGGACAAGCUUCCAGAAGAUAUGGCAAGAUUCUACAUUGGUGAAAUGGUGUUGGCUAUCGAUUCCAUCCAUCAGCUUCAUUACGUGCACAGAGACAUUAAACCUGACAAUGUCCUUUUGGAUGUGAAUGGUCAUAUCCGCCUGGCUGACUUUGGAUCGUGUUUGAAGAUGAAUGAUGAUGGAACUGUGCAGUCCUCUGUGGCCGUGGGCACCCCUGACUACAUCUCCCCAGAGAUCCUGCAGGCGAUGGAGGACGGCAUGGGCAAGUACGGCCCCGAGUGCGACUGGUGGUCUCUAGGUGUCUGCAUGUACGAGAUGCUUUAUGGAGAAACACCGUUUUAUGCAGAAUCCCUUGUGGAGACAUAUGGAAAGAUCAUGAACCAUGAAGAGCGGUUUCAGUUCCCAUCCCACGUCACGGACGUGUCCGAGGAGGCGAAAGACCUCAUCCAAAGGCUGAUCUGCAGCAGGGAGCGCCGGCUGGGACAGAACGGGGUGGAGGACUUCAAGAAGCACGCGUUUUUCCAAGGACUGAACUGGGAAAAUAUACGAAACCUGGAAGCCCCUUACAUCCCAGAUGUGAGCAGUCCUUCCGACACGUCCAACUUCGACGUGGAUGACGACGUGCUGAGGAACGCUGAAAUAUUACCUCCGGGUUCUCACACGGGCUUUUCUGGAUUACAUUUGCCAUUCAUCGGUUUUACGUUCACCACGGAAAGCUGUUUUUCUGACCGGGGCGCUCUGAAGAGCAUAAUGCAGUCCAGCGCGCUGACCAAAGACGAGGGCGUGCAGCGGGAUUUGGAGAACAGCCUGCAGGUUGAAGCCUAUGAGAGGAGGAUCCGGAGGCUGGAGCAGGAGAGGCUGGAGCUGAGCAGGAAGCUGCAGGAGUCCACCCAGACCGUCCAGUCCCUCCACGGCUCGGCCCGGGCCCUGGGCAGCUCAGCCCGGGAUAAAGAGAUCAAAAAGCUGAACGAAGAAAUCGAACGUUUGAAGAACAAAAUAGCAGAUUCAAAUAGGCUCGAGCGACAGCUUGAGGACACGGUGACUCUUCGCCAGGAGCACGAGGAUUCCACGCAUCGACUGAAAGGCCUGGAGAAGCAGUACCGCCUGGUGCGGCAGGAAAAGGAGGAUUUCCACAAGCAACUGAUUGAGGCCUCCGAGCGGUUGAAGUCCCAGGCCCGGGAACUGAAAGACGCCCACCAGCAGCGGAAGCUGGCCCUGCAGGAGUUUUCAGAGCUCAACGAGCGCAUGGCCGAGCUCCGGUCCCAGAAGCAGAAGGUGUCCCGGCAGCUGCGGGACCGGGAGGAGGAGGUGGAGGCGGCUGUGCAGAAGAUGGACGCGCUGAGGCAGGAGGUCCGCAGGGCCGACAAGAGCAGGAAGGAGCUGGAAGCUCAGCUCGAGGACGCGGUGGCCGAGGCCUCCAAGGAGCGCAAGCUGCGUGAGCACAGCGAGAACCUCUCCAAGCAAAUAGAAAGUGAGCUCGCAGCCCUCAAGAUGAAGCAAGGAGGCCGUGGGCCAGGUGCUGCCUUAGAACAUCAACAGGAGAUUUCCAAGAUAAAAUCUGAGCUUGAGAAGAAAGUCCUAUUUUAUGAAGAGGAAUUGGUGAGACGUGAGGCCUCCCACGUGCUGGAGGUGAAGAAUGUGAAGAAAGAGGUGCACGACUCUGAAAGCCAGCAGCUGGCCCUGCAGAAGGAGGUCCUGGUGCUGAAGGACAAGUUAGAGAAGUCCAAACGUGAGCGGCACAGUGAGAUGGAGGAGGCCGUGGGCACAGUCAAAGACAAGUACGAACGAGAAAGGGGGAUGCUGCUUGAGGAAAACAAGAAAUUAACUGCUGAAAACGAAAAGCUUUGUUCCUUUGUGGAUAAACUCACAGCUCAGAACAGACAGCUGGAGGACGAACUGCAGGAUCUGGCAGCCAAGAAGGAGUCGGUCGCCCACUGGGAAGCCCAGAUCGCGGAAAUCAUUCAGUGGGUCAGCGAUGAGAAGGAUGCCCGGGGCUAUCUUCAGGCCCUGGCUUCGAAGAUGACCGAAGAGCUUGAGGCGCUGAGGAGCUCCAGCCUGGGGUCAAGGACACUGGAUCCCCUUUGGAAAGUUCGCCGUAGUCAGAAGCUGGACAUGUCUGCACGCCUGGAACUGCAGUCAGCUCUAGAGGCGGAGAUCCGGGCCAAACAGCUCGUCCAGGAGGAGCUGAGGAAGGUCAAGGACAUGAAUCUCUCCUUUGAAAGCAAACUAAAGGAUUCCGAAGCCAAGAAUAGAGAAUUAGUAGAAGAAAUGGAAAUUUUGAAGAAGAAGAUGGAAGAAAAGUUUAGAGCAGAUACUGGACUCAAACUUCCAGAUUUUCAGGAUUCUAUUUUUGAGUACUUCAACACUGCACCUCUUGCGCAUGAUCUGACGUUUAGAACCAGCUCAACUAGUGAGCAAGAAACACAAGCUCCAAAGCCAGAGGCACCCCCACCAGUCUCUGUGGCCACAAGCACAGAACAGCAGGAGGAUGUGGCUCGGGCCCCUCAGAGGCCACCCACCGUGCCGCUGCCCACCGCACAGACCCUCGCUCUGGCAGGACCAAAGCCGAAAGCGCACCAGUUCAGCAUCAAGUCCUUCUCCAGCCCCACACAGUGCAGCCACUGCACCUCCCUGAUGGUGGGGCUGAUCCGCCAGGGCUACGCCUGCGAGGUGUGCUCGUUUGCCUGCCACGUGUCUUGCAAGGACAGCGCUCCCCAGGUGUGCCCCAUACCCGCCGAGCAGUCCAAGCGGCCUCUUGGUGUGGAUGUGCAGAGAGGCAUAGGAACGGCCUACAAGGGCUACGUAAAGGUCCCCAAGCCGACCGGGGUGAAGAAGGGGUGGCAGCGGGCCUACGCAGUGGUCUGUGACUGCAAGCUCUUUCUGUACGAUCUCCCCGAGGGCAAGUCCACCCAGCCUGGUGUCGUGGCCAGCCAAGUCCUAGACCUCAGAGAUGAAGAGUUCUCUGUGAGCUCAGUCCUGGCUUCAGACGUCAUACACGCUUCACGCCGAGAUAUUCCAUGUAUAUUCAGGGUGACGGCCUCUCUCUUAGGUACACCUUCUAAGACCAGCUCGCUGCUCAUUCUGACGGAAAAUGAGAAUGAAAAGAGGAAGUGGGUGGGGAUCCUGGAAGGCCUGCAGGCCAUCCUCCACAAGAACCGCCUGAGGAACCUGGUGGUGCACGUGCCACAGGAGGCCUACGACAGCUCGCUGCCCCUCAUCAAGGCCGUCCUCACGGCCGCCAUCCUGGACGGGGACAGGAUCGCCAUCGGCCUCGAGGAAGGGCUCUACGUCGUAGAGGUGACCCGGGACGUGAUCGUCCGUGUGGCCGACUAUAAGAAAGUGUACCAGAUCGAGCUUGCCCCCAGAGAGAGAGCCGCCGUCCUCCUCUGCGGCCGGAGCCACCACGUCCACCUGUGCCCGUGGUCCUCCUUCGACGGCGCGGAGAGCAGCGUGGACAUCAAGCUUCCGGAGACAAAAGGCUGCCAGCUCAUGGCGACCGGGACGCUGAAGAAGAGCGGCCCCACCUGCCUGUUCGUGGCGGUGAAGCGGCUGGUCCUUUGCUAUGAGAUCCAGAGAACUAAGCCUUUCCACAGGAAGUUCAGCGAGCUUGUGGCUCCUGGCAAUGUACAGUGGAUGGCCGUGGUCAAGGACAAGCUCUGUGUUGGCUACCCUUCCGGGUUCUCUCUGUUGAGCACCCAGGGAGAUGGGCAGGCUCUAACCCUGGUAAAUCCCAAUGACCCCUCGCUUGCGUUCCUCUCACAGCAGUCUUUUGAUGCCCUUUGUGCUGUGGAGCUCAAAAGUGAGGAGUACCUGCUUUGCUUCAGCCACAUGGGACUGUACGUGGACCCACAAGGUCGGAGGUCACGCACGCAGGAGCUCAUGUGGCCUGCGGCGCCCGUUGCCUGUAGUUGCAGCCCCGCGCACGUCACGGUCUACAGCGAGUAUGGCGUGGAUGUCUUCGACGUUCGCACCAUGGAGUGGGUCCAGACGGUCGGCCUGCGCAGGAUCCGGCCACUGAACUCAGAGGGCAGCCUCAACCUCCUCAAUUGCGAACCUCCCCGCCUGAUCUACUUCAAGAGCAAGUUCUCCGGGGCGGCUCUCAACGUGCCCGACACCUCUGACAACAGCAGGAAGCAGAUGCUGCGGACCAGAAGCAAAAGGCGGUUUGUGUUCAAGGUGCCGGAGGAGGAGAGGCUGCAGCAGCGGCGAGAGAUGCUCAGAGACCCAGAGCUGAGAUCCAAGAUGAUCUCCAACCCCACCAACUUCAACCACGUGGCCCACAUGGGCCCAGGCGACGGGAUGCAGGUGCUCAUGGACCUGCCUCUGAGCGCCGUGCCCCCCUCCCAGGAGGAGAGGCCUGGCCCUGCUCCCGCCAGCCUGUCCCGCCAGCCUCCGCCCAGGAACAAGCCCUACAUCUCGUGGCCCUCAUCAGGUGGAUCUGAGCCCGGUGUGGCUAUGCCUCUAAGGAGUAUGUCUGAUCCCGACCAGGACUUUGACAAAGAGCCUGAUUCGGAUUCCACCAAACACUCGCUCCAUCGAACAGCUCCAACCCCAGCGGCCCACCAAGCCCCAACUCCCCCCACAGGAGCCAGCUCCCCCUUGAAGGCCUGGAGCAGCCGUCCUGCGAUGCCUGAAGCUGCCGGCUCAGCGCAACAGGGCCGGGGGGCCCAGGUGGCCUCCAGUGUCAGUGCCAAGACUGAGCUGACCCUCCAGUGUUGUCCAAGGAAAUGUAGAAUCGAUUUGUAGAUACGGAGAUGAAGAAAAUACUUUAUUAUAAUAAUGAUUGGUUUUAUGCCGCACCGAGGCGGUAGGCCAGAUCUGCUCAUCUGCACAGCUGUUCCGUUUGCACACGAAGGACCGCCUGCGGCCCCUCCUGCCCAGAACCAGCUGAGGCAGCGCUGGGGGCCUGUGACGCCAGCCUCCUGCAGACCCCAGUGGCGCCCGGGGGGCUCUGCAGCAAGCGGGCAGCUUGGGACGGCCUCGGUGCCGCGUCUGUUCCCUGUUCCCUAGGACCUUAGGAGAAUAGUUGGAAGUUGUAUAUCAUUCCCAGUGUCCUUAGAGUUUUGAAGACAGAGGAAAGUGGAGCUUAGUUUGUGGCCUUUUUAUUCAUUUAGCCGAUUACAUAGUCAGAUGCAGAAGCCCUUCUGCCGGCCUCGUAGCCACGGACAGAGGCCCAUCCGUGUGAAGCCUGCCCUGUCCUGGUCCCCCGUGUCAGUCCGUUUCUGGUCACAACCACGAAGUGUCACCCGUAUCUACUACUGUGAAGUCAGCUGUGCUCCGUUUCCCGCUCGCUUCUACAGCUCUGCCUCCUGCUGGAAAACCAGUGAGUGUCGUGCAGCCGGGCCCCGAGGCCCGCGGGCCGAGAGGAGGCCAGAGCCCCGGGGAGCCCCCGGCAGGCGCCAGGACCCCCACCCCGCAUGGAGCCCCGUGAUUAGCGCCCUUGCGGAUCGUGCAGACUCACCGCCACACUCCGCCCGGUGGGCCGGCCCGCGGCGCCCGCGUGUAUCUGCCUGCCUGCCCCCUGGCCUUGUGAGUAUCAGGCAGCCUCCCGUCUCUGUAAAGGCGUGCGAUUAACUCGCCCCGCUGGGCUUCGCCCCGUUCUCCCGCCGGUCGACGUUCUUGGCAACGCUGUUGAAGACGUGCACUUACCUUGAGUCGGCACUGAGUGACCUGGGCACCGUGGCCUGCCUGUGCGUGUCACACGCCCAGGACCCACCUGCCCGCCCCCUGGGCCUUCUGCUGGGGCUGGCACCUGCUGGGGGUUCUGGUUUUUACUUUUCUAAUGUAAGUCUGAGUCUUUGUAAUUAUUGAAUCGUGAGAACAUUUUUGAACAAUUACCUGUCAAUAAAGCAGAAGACGGCA
Messenger RNA from Kogia breviceps (pygmy sperm whale), 6621 nucleotides. It is a transcript of the gene CDC42BPB, whose product is annotated as CDC42 binding protein kinase beta. The record is from RefSeq and is a predicted model, not a curated record. Gene Ontology annotation, cellular component: cytoplasm; actomyosin; cytoskeleton. Gene Ontology annotation, biological process: peptidyl-threonine phosphorylation; actomyosin structure organization. Gene Ontology annotation, molecular function: protein serine/threonine kinase activity; ATP binding. NCBI's taxonomy places the organism in Eukaryota, Metazoa, Chordata, Mammalia, Artiodactyla, Physeteridae.